GCAAACGAAGCUGGCGUCCCUCCUCGGCGCGCUGUCUAGUGGGCGGGAACGCGCUGACUGGGUUAGGCGUUUCGGGCAAUGCAGCAGCUCCGCGACUCGGAGCUGACGCCUAGUCCAUGGAUAGAGUUUGAAAAGGGGGAAGCAUUUCUCUAAUUUGGUGAGAUGGGGGAAAGGAUACCUGAAUUAGCUUUAGCAGAAGAGAAAUGGAGGAACCGUAGAACAUAAGGAUGAAUUCAGGAAGGCCUGAGACCAUGGAAAACUUGCCUGAUCUCUACACUAUUUUCCAAGGAGAGGUUGCUAUGGUGACAGACUAUGGAGCCUUUAUCAAAAUCCCAGGCUGUCGAAAGCAAGGUCUGGUCCAUAGAACUCACAUGUCAUCCUGUCGGGUGGAUAAGCCCUCUGAGAUAGUAGAUGUCGGAGACAAAGUGUGGGUGAAACUUAUUGGCCGAGAGAUGAAAAAUGAUAGGAUAAAAGUAUCCCUCUCCAUGAAAGUUGUCAACCAAGGGACUGGGAAAGACCUUGAUCCCAACAACGUUAUUAUUGAACAAGAAGAGAGGAGGAGGCGGUCCUUCCAGGAUUACACUGGGCAGAAGAUCACCCUCGAGGCUGUCCUUAACACUACCUGCAAGAAGUGUGGCUGUAAAGGCCACUUUGCAAAAGAUUGUUUCAUGCAACCAGGGGGGACCAAAUAUUCUCUGAUACCCGAAGAAGAGGAGGAGAAAGAAGAGGCAAAGUCAGCAGAAUUUGAGAAGCCUGACCCUACAAGGAAUUCAUCCAGAAAAAGAAAGAAGGAAAAGAAGAAAAAGAAGCAUAGAGACAGGAAGUCAUCUGACUCUGACAGCUCAGACUCUGAGAGUGAUACAGGCAAAAGGGCAAGGCACACAUCAAAAGACAGCAAGGCAGCAAAGAAGAAGAAAAAGAAAAAGAAGCAUAAGAAGAAACACAAGGAGUGAGAGUAGAAGAGAAUGGGGGCGGGGGUGGGUGAGAGAAUAUGGAUCCAGGAGCUUUGUGCCUUAAAGCCCUGGCCUGUGGAGAGACUUGCUAGUGAAAAUAUGGCCCCCACCCCAGUGACUUCGCUCCUAUGGGAGAUGGCUUCCCCUCAUGCAGCAGGCAGGUUUGGAAGUUGAGGUCAAAAGCAGCUGCCUGAAUGAGUCUUUCCUUAUUGCACCUGACCCCCUUGCAAGUGACCCCUGCAGCCCACCCAUUCAUUCACCCAACUUCCUUCACUCAGCAGGUGGUCCUUUUACCCAGCCGCCACUGCCACAGCUGGAUUCCAUUGUGGGGAUCCAGGCUAAAGCCACAGGUACUGCUGUGGAGGCGAGCCUGGCUGUUGUUGCAGUGAUUGCCCCUUCCUAUUGGACAGUCUUGGGCCAUGUGGCUCGUGGUCUCUGCCGCACCCCACAGGAGCAGAGGAAGAAUAGCAGUAGGAGGGAGAAUGUGGUAAGAAGUGGUGCUCACUUUUUACAUUCUCUCAACAUGGUUCUACUGUGCUAGAAGUGACAGCCAGUGGCCACAGUCAGAAAACAAGCAUUUGCAGUGUGACUCAUUUUAUGUAUGACAUUCCACCAGACCACUGAACCAGACAUCUGAGGCCAAGAUCAUUGCUGUACUUUCUGUGUAUUACUGUGAGAGUCUGCUGGUUCCACGUCAAGUCUCUGCUUAAACUCCUGGCACUAAAUGGA
Chinchilla lanigera (long-tailed chinchilla) is the source of this 1682-nucleotide messenger RNA. RefSeq names its product zinc finger, CCHC domain containing 17 (gene Zcchc17). Gene Ontology annotation, biological process: RNA stabilization. Gene Ontology annotation, molecular function: RNA binding; zinc ion binding. Bases 228 to 953 code for a protein of 241 amino acids. The record is from RefSeq and is a predicted model, not a curated record. Lineage: Eukaryota; Metazoa; Chordata; Mammalia; Rodentia; Chinchillidae. The transcript has 9 exons.